AUGGUUCUCGAGGCUACUAUGAUUGCAAUCGAUAACUCCGAGUACAUGCGGAACGGAGAUUACCUAACCACCCGCUAUGACGCUCAGCUCACCGCCACGGAGUUCAUUUUCCAGAACAAACUCAACUCCAAUCCAGAAAACACUGUCGGAUUGUUGUCAUACGGCGGCAAUGGCCCACAGGUGUUGUCGACAUUGACCACGGACUUCGGAAAGAUCUUGUCUGGAGCACAUGGCACGAAAAUCGCAGGCGACAAUCAUUUUUCGAGCGGAAUCCAGGUGGCUGCGCUAGCCUUGAAGCAUCGUCAGAACAAGGUCCAGAGCCAGCGUAUUAUUGCGUUUGUGGGUAGCCCUGUGACAGAAUCCGAGAAGGAGUUGGAGAAGUUAGCCAAGAAAAUGAAGAAAAACAAUGUGGCUGUCGACAUUAUAAAUUUCGGUGAAGAGGAUAUCAACACCUCCAAAUUAGAGAAGUUUAACGCUGCUGUCAAUAAUCACGAUAACUCGCAUCUUGUGACGGUGCCUCCAGGACCUCGAUUGUUGUAUGAAGUGAUUGCUACCUCUCCAAUUUUGGUGGAAGAAGGUUUCGAUGUUGGAGACUCUGGCGAUUUCUUCGGUAUGGGAGGCGUGGACGCCAACAUGGAUCCCGAUUUGGCAUUGGCAUUGAGAUUAUCCUUGGAGGAGGAGAAAUUGAGGCAAGAGAGAGAAGCGUCGCAGGCUGCGGUGGGUGACUUGGAUAAGAUCGACGAAGAGGAGGAAAAGAAGGCUGAUAAGUAG
This is a messenger RNA of Sungouiella intermedia, 771 nucleotides long. The record is from the annotation of a GenBank genome assembly. Lineage: Eukaryota; Fungi; Ascomycota; Pichiomycetes; Serinales; Metschnikowiaceae.